Lipotes vexillifer (Yangtze River dolphin) is the source of this 507-nucleotide messenger RNA. Its product is annotated as tubulin beta-4B chain-like. NCBI's taxonomy places the organism in Eukaryota, Metazoa, Chordata, Mammalia, Artiodactyla, Lipotidae. Gene Ontology annotation, cellular component: microtubule. The transcript has 5 exons. The record is from RefSeq and is a predicted model, not a curated record. Bases 1 to 507 code for a protein of 168 amino acids. Gene Ontology annotation, biological process: microtubule-based process. Gene Ontology annotation, molecular function: structural constituent of cytoskeleton; GTPase activity; GTP binding.
AUGAGCAAGCUGGGGGCUUCAGGCAACCUCGGUGACUACCCCGUGGCUGUCGAGUCAACAGCACACCUUCAGGCACACACCCUGGGCUCCCAGCUCGGGGCCCAGUUUUGGGAGGUCAUCAGCGAUGAGCAUGGGAUAGACCCCACGGGCAGUUACCAUGGAGACAGUGACCUGCAGCUGGAGAGAAUCAACGUGUACUACAAUGAAGCUGCCGGUAACAAAUACGUGCCUCGGGCCAUCCUGGUGGAUCUGGAGCCGGGCACCAUGGACUCGGUCAGGUCUGGACCCUUCGGCCAGAUCUUCCGGCCCGAUAACUUCGUGUUCGAACCAGGCCCAGGCCCACCCAGUAAUGAAACGUCCUUCCCCUACGAUCUCAGCACUAUGGGCAGAGCGGCAGGAAGGGUGACGUGGUCUUUGCAGCCCCAGAAAGAAGCAGGACAGCUUCACCUGAGUCGCCAGAAUGAGGCGGCUGCCCGGAAGCUGACGCGGUCAGAACAGCGCUGGUGA